Nylanderia fulva is the source of this 2662-nucleotide messenger RNA. NCBI's taxonomy places the organism in Eukaryota, Metazoa, Arthropoda, Insecta, Hymenoptera, Formicidae. The record is from RefSeq and is a predicted model, not a curated record.
CACUACGGGGCUCAACCAGAGUGACAAAAUACGGACUGUUUUACUCGCGAAAAGUCGACGAAGCAGAAAAGAGGAUCGAUAGAUCUACGCGCGCGAGGAGAAAGUUAUUACAUACAUACCUGCCCGGUGUGUUCACGUCUACCUUACUACCUGACUAUCUACCUACUUGCCUGAACCAGCGCGAUCGUCUUGGCUGUCUGCCUAUAUCUGUUUACCCGUUGCUGUUAUCCGGGAAUUCCCCUUGUUAAUCAUCUGUCAGUCAUUGUAUAAGGUGCAAGCCCGGAGAAGCGAUGGUGGAGGUGCUUUUGGAUCGUAUCGAUGGCCAGGAGGUGGCCGUCGUUGACUCGAAUUGCAUACCAGAGUCACCGACGAAAUGUUCGCCAACGGAGAAUUCGACAGCGAUCAACGAAAAGCUGUCGCCGAUUCAGGAGUUCUACUACGGCCAGAGCAUCUUUAUCACCGGCGGUACCGGUUUCAUGGGCAAGCUGCUGAUUGAGAAGCUGCUCAGGACGUGUCCCGGAGUGGCCUCGAUCUAUCUAUUGGUGCGCCCGAAGAAGGGCAAAGACGUGCAUCAACGCACCGAAGAGAUCUUUGAUGACGCGGUAAUUAUUUAAAAACUUAGGGACGAGCAGCCAAAGUUUCGGCAUCAAAUCGUCGCUAUAGCGGGAGAUUGCAGUCAACCGAAUCUUGGAAUAUCCCCGCAAAAUCGGGCCACUAUCAUUCGAGAGGUUUCAAUCGUCUUUCACGUCGCGGCUACGGUCAGAUUCGAUGAGAAGUUGAAACUAGCGGUACCCAUCAAUGUUAGAAGCACGAGAGACGUUUUGAAUCUUUGCAAGGAAAUCCCGAAUCUCAAGUCUUUUGUGCACGUGUCGACUGCGUACGCAAAUUGUCCGCAAAGCGUGAUCGAGGAGAAGUUUUAUGACCCGCCAAUGGACUCUGACAAACUAAUUGCGCUUAUGGAAUGUGUGGAAGAUAAGUUGGCUGAAGACAUCACUCCACAAUUAUUAGGAAAAUGGCCGAACACCUAUGCUUACACAAAGGCAGUUGCUGAGAAUGUGAUUAGAAAACAGGCUGGCGACUUGCCGAUUGGCAUUUUUCGUCCUGCCAUUGUAAUCUCAACAUAUUUGGAACCAGUGCGGGGUUGGAUCGAUAAUUUAUAUGGUCCUACGGGAGUUGCUGCUGGUGCAGGAACUGGAUUGUUGCGAUCAAUCCAUUGUGAUGGCUCGGUUCAUGCAAAUGUGGUACCUGCCGAUUUAACUGUUAACGCUCUAAUCGCGUGUGCGUGGGAUGUAGCAAACAUACAAAGAUCGAACAACAAAUCGCAUUCCGACAUUCCGAUUUAUAAUUAUGUGUCCAGCGACAAUCCGAUAACUUAUGAUCAAUUGAAGGAAAUGUCGGCGAAGUAUGGUCUCGAUAUUCCCUCGACCAGAGCAAUUUGGUAUUACAGCUUCAGAAACAAUAAACAUAAGAUAGUCCAUCUAUUCUUUGUGUAUUUUUGGCACUUAUUCCCGGCUUUGUUGAUCGAUACUGCGACUGUCUGCAUGGGAAGACAGCCGAGGUUACUUAAGGUUUAUAAAAAGAUACAUAAAUUUAUGGACGUCUUGAAUUACUUCGCUACGCAAGAGUGGAAAUUUACUAAUGACCGAUUGCAUGCGCUAAUGGCGAAGCUCACGUCCAAAGAUCGCGAAAAUUUCUUCUGCGAUAUACGAGAUAUUGAUUGGAACGUUUAUUUCGAGACAUAUAUUCGCGGAAUAAGGAUUUAUCUCAUUAAGGAUCCCUUGGACACUCUGCCGCAGGCACGUGUCAAAUGGCAAAGAUUAUACUGGUGCCAUCAAGCAUUAAAACUUAUACUAGCCUAUGCUGUUAUGAGGUUUUCGUGGAUGGCCAUAUCUACUCUCUUCAACUUUUUCAAAGUGUGACAGAGAAAUAAAAGUAAAUAAGAGGAGAAUCCCGAAAUUUAGGAUAUACGUCCUGGAAAUGCGAAAAUAAAUAAUGGUAGAAACAUCACAAAGAAGUGUGCAAUUUCAGAAAAACUCGGAAAGAAAGAAAUUAAAGAAUUAACGAAGAAUUAUCGCAUUGUAAUUCUGUGUAUAGAACAUAAUAUUACGUGCGAAUGUAAUGCAUAUAUACAGAUAUAUGUAUAUGUGAUAAAAGCAAAAAUUAUUUGAAUGACAAUUGGAAUAAUCGUAUUAUUCUAACUUCGGCGAUCUCCGCAAAUAAAUUGUAAGUAUAGACUUAUAUAUUAUUCUAUUUUUCUAAAGUAGAUUUAUAGAUAAAAGUUAUAUAAAAGCGAAGAGUUUAAUACAUCUCUGUGCCUUAGCGUAAAAUAUAUGCCCGGGGUAUUAUGCUAUAUUACGUAUAAGCAAAUUUAUUAUGGGAUCGACAAAGUAUUCGUUAUAUUAUCGUGAAUGAUUGUGGUUUGAAAAUAAUUUUAAUGAAAAAGAACAUUUUUAUUGAAAUAUAUAUAUAUAUAUAUAUAUAUGUAUAUAUAUAUAAAUGAUCUAUUGAAAGCAUUUAACAAUUGAGAGUAAACAAAUGAAUAAAUAAUAUAAAUUGCUUUUCUGAUUAUUUAAUCUAAAUUUCACUUGAGCGUUUUGAAAUUAGUUUGUCAUACAAAAUAUUUUAUAUUUCUAUAAUUUCUAUCUCUAUUCAAAGUGAAUUA